GGAGCCCGCAUCUCUUCGCCCCCCAGAGCUGGAAAUGCAACUGCUGGGAGCUUCGGAGGCUGCUUAGCUGGAGGCGGAGGCGGCCGGGGAGGUCCGAGCGAUGUGACCAGGCCGCCAUCGCUCGUUUCCUCCUCUCUCCUGCCGCCUCCUGUCUCUAAAAUAACUUUUUUUUUUUUUUUUUUUACUAUAAAGAAAAGAGAAAAAAAAAAAAAGUAGCCGCCCGCCCCUCACGCCCUCUCUUCCUCUUAGCCCUCUGACCUGUGAGGGAGCCCGGGGUGCCGCUCCGCCGUCGGGGCCGCGCCGCCGAGCCCCGCCGCCCCCAUGCAUCCCUUCUACACCCGGGCCGCCACCAUGAUAGGCGAGAUCGCCGCCGCCGUGUCCUUCAUCUCCAAGUUCCUCCGCACCAAGGGGCUCACGAGUGAGCGACAGCUGCAGACCUUCAGCCAGAGCCUGCAGGAGCUGCUGGCAGAACAUUAUAAACAUCACUGGUUCCCAGAAAAGCCGUGCAAGGGAUCAGGUUACCGUUGUAUUCGCAUCAACCAUAAAAUGGAUCCUCUGAUUGGACAGGCGGCACAGCGGAUUGGACUGAGCAGUCAGGAGCUGUUCAGGCUUCUCCCAAGUGAACUCACACUCUGGGUUGAUCCCUACGAAGUGUCCUACAGAAUUGGAGAGGACGGCUCCAUCUGUGUGUUGUACGAAGCCUCACCAGCAGGAGGUAGCACUCAAAGCAGCUCCAGCGUGCAAAUGGUAGACAGCAGAAUCAGCUGUAAGGAGGAACUUCUCUUGGGCAGAACAAGCCCUUCCAAAAACUACAAUAUGAUGACUGUAUCAGGUUAAGAUAUAGUCUAUGGAUGGAUCAUCUUAUAAUGGAUGGAUAAAUUUGAUUUUUGCUUUGGGUGGGCUCCUCUUGGGGAUGGAUGGAUUAUGGAAUUUAAAUCAUGUCACAGCUGUGAAGAUCUGGCACAAGAUAGAGUGGUAAAAAAAAUUUUUUUUAAGUGACAGUGCCAUAGUUUGGACAGUACCUUUCAAUAAUUUAAUAGCCUGUGAGUCCAAGUAAAUGAUCACUUUAUAUGCUAGGGAGUGAAGUCCUAGGGUGGUUUCAGUUUCUCCCAGACGCUAUACCUAAAUUUUUACAUCAGUCCCUUUAAUGCAAAUCUGUAUUUCAAAGAACUGUUCUCUGCAGUAGAUCUUGCAGAGGAAAUUUGCACUAUUACACUUGAAAAUUGUUAACUUUUUGGCAGCUGAAUAGGAAAGCUCAACAUUUUAAACAAGGUAGUACUGGAAGUUUUAUGACAAGACUUUUACCUAGCACUUAAAUAUGUAUAAUAAAUGUACAUAAGACAAACCUAGUAGGCAUGACCUGGGGAAAUGGUCAGACCUUGUAUUGUGUUUUUGGCCUUGAAAGUAGCAAGUGACCAGAAUCGGCCUUGGCAACAGGCUUUAAAAUUUAAGACCCUUAAAAAGACACUGUCUCAACUGUGGUGUUAGCACCAGCCAGCUCUGUACAUUUGCUAGCUUGUAGUUUUCUAAGACUGAGUAAACUUCUUAUUUUUAGAAAGUGGAGGUCUGGUUUGUAACUUUCCUUGUACUUAAUUGGGUAAAAGUCUUUUCCACAAACCACCAUCUAUUUUGUGAACUUUGUUAGUCAUCUUUUAUUUGGUAAAUUAUGAACUGGUGUAAAUUUGUACAGUUCAUGUAUAUUGAUUGUGGCAAAGUUGUACAGAUUUCUAUAUUUUGGAUGAGAAAUUUUUCUUCUCUCUAUAAUAAAUUGUUUCUUAUCUUGGCAUUUUAA
Messenger RNA from Eptesicus fuscus (big brown bat), 1792 nucleotides. It is a transcript of the gene BTG1, whose product is annotated as BTG anti-proliferation factor 1. Gene Ontology annotation, cellular component: nucleus; cytoplasm. NCBI's taxonomy places the organism in Eukaryota, Metazoa, Chordata, Mammalia, Chiroptera, Vespertilionidae. Gene Ontology annotation, biological process: negative regulation of cell population proliferation; negative regulation of mitotic cell cycle. The transcript has 2 exons. Bases 322 to 837 code for a protein of 171 amino acids. The record is from RefSeq and is a predicted model, not a curated record.